Messenger RNA from Thrips palmi, 3747 nucleotides. RefSeq names its product prolactin regulatory element-binding protein. The transcript is spliced from 8 exons. The coding region runs from base 66 to 1370 and encodes 434 amino acids. The record is from RefSeq and is a predicted model, not a curated record. Gene Ontology annotation, cellular component: endoplasmic reticulum membrane. NCBI's taxonomy places the organism in Eukaryota, Metazoa, Arthropoda, Insecta, Thysanoptera, Thripidae. Gene Ontology annotation, molecular function: protein binding; guanyl-nucleotide exchange factor activity; GTPase activator activity. Gene Ontology annotation, biological process: protein secretion.
GGUGGCCACCAGACGUUGCUGGUGCAGCUGGUAACGAAGUAAACAGUCAGUUUAGUUCAAGAAAAAUGGCUCCAACAAGAAGAAACAACGAUGGGCUUUUGGCAAGGGUCAAUUUUCCUUUGUACACGCUGCAAAUGGUCACAAGUAGACACAUUUUGGUUGGCGGGGGAGGCGGAUCUUCAAAAACUGGCGUAGCCAAUGGUUUCGAAAUUUUUGAGAUAUCUCACAACGGUGAAACAUUUGUUGCCGAAGAAGUCGUUCGCCAUGAAACAGGACCCACAGUUGUCAUGAACUCAGCUACUCAUAACAAUGGCAAACACACUUACCUGGUUGCGGGUCAGGAGAGUCACUGUCAGCUAUAUAAUGUUAAGAUGUCUGUGGGGACGGAAAAGCGGGGCAGUGUUUCUAACACUGACAUUACUAAUGAAGGGAGUGGAGCUCGUCAGCGCAAAAAGAGAAACUCUACGAGUGAUGCCAGCAAAAAUUCCUCUGAACAAAAGACUCAAUCAAAUGGCACCAUCAAAACACAAAAGCGGUUAAAUUUUGAAAUAAAACCAUCAGACAGUAUUCAAACAGACUUUAGUGCAGAGGAACCUCUUCAAAGAGUUGUUCGGAUCAGUCGAAAUGGUCAAAUUAUGGUUACUGGUGGAACUGAUGGGUUCAUUAGAGUGUGGCAGUUUCCAUCAAUGAAUAAAAUCCUUAAUAUUAAAGCCCACUCAAAAGAAAUUGAUGAUCUUGAUAUUUGUCCUGACAGUGCCUCAAUAGCGAGCAUUUCUAAAGAUGGCACCUGCUGUUUAUGGAAUGCUCAGAAUGGGAAGAAGACUUCAACUCUAACAUGGGAAAUCCCUGCUAAUUCAAAGUACCUGUAUAAGCGCUGCCGGUAUGGAAUAAGAGGAAACGGAACCGAUAUAGAUUCUUUAUUCACUCUGGCCAACCCUGUGGGACAAGCUGGAAGUCUAAAAUCAUAUCUUCAGUUAUGGGAGCCAGCUAGUGGGAAACUUCGUAAAUCCUACCCCUUUGAUGAAAGUCUCGCUGCCUUGGCUGUGCGUGACGAUGGAAUGUUUGUUGCUGUUGGCACUAUGUUCAGUGGUAGUGUAUCUAUUCAUGUGGCUUUCAGUCUCCAGAGGAUUAUGUCCGUUCGCAAUGCACAUGGUAUGUUUGUGACGGGUCUUGAAUUCCUGCCAACAUCCCUUGAUGGUCCAGCUGUCACUUGCCCUUAUGAAGCAGCUGUCGUUAGCAUUUCUGUUGACAAUCGUGUGUGCAUUCAUCAAGUCCCCUUCAGACAUUCAAUGCCUGUGUGGCUGGUUCUAGUUCUGAUGGUACUUUUACUGUGCGCAUCAUUUACUGUGUGUAGUUACGUGGGUUUAUAAACUUAAAUUAUUUACUUACACUAUCAGAAAGUCAAUGUCGCAAAAUUACUGUUUAAUGCAGUUUUAUGUUAUGAGGACAGGUCAUGUCAUGUGAAUUCUGGAACAGGGAAUGUUAUGCAUUAGCUUUGACUGAUAAAAUUUGAUAACUACUGGUGGCGUGUUUUAAUGUUGAUAAAUAUAAUAAAUUUCUACAUCUUUUACUUCUAGUUUCUGUCGAGCCUGAGGGUUUCCUUUCUUUUGCUAUACCUUUGUAAGAAAUUUUAGUUCUAGACCUUCAUGAAUAAUCAUGUGUUUUCUAUGUUCUGUGCUGCUUUCACUGCAUUUACUUCAAGCUUUGAAAAUGUGUUUUUAUGAUCAUAUCAUAAAACUCUGUUUGUAAUCUGCGUGUUAGUCAAAAAGAGUCACCUAGUGCAGAGGCAUUCAUUUUCAAGGCUGAGGGUCAAGUUUUGUGUAUCAAGUUUUCAAAUGCAUUUUCUGUAACUCAUCCAACACUUAUGAAUGUUUACUUGUAAACACAAUGCAACACUAGUCACUCCUAUCUGGAUUGUUUUGUUGCCAUUUUUGAAAGUUAGUGAACUGGAGUGUUGACAUGUUUUUUGUUAAAGUGACAGUUAAAUUCUGUCUUUUGUUGUUUAGCUUCUUAUCAGCUUGCUAAAAUCAAUUUGGUUCUAUGAUUUGCAAGAUUCCUGCUGUUGGACUUGAGUUUAUGAAUAGAUGAACUCAAUUAAGUAGUUAUAUUCUAGAAAGUACUUUUAAUUUUAUCAUCACUGUCUUUGCUCCUACACUUUCAUCACUAUUACCUCUUAAUGUAACUACACUCAUUCCUAAUAAUUUGCUCAAUAGGGUGCAUUGAUUGUGCCUUAUUUGUAUUGAUCAUAAAAAUGUGUUUCAAUGCUUAAUUCUGUAUAUCAGGGCUGAGCAUGUGACAAGAGUUUGUUUUAAUUAUAAUUAAGUUUACAUGAUGAGUGUCCAAUUUUAGUGUUUCAUAGUAUGAAAUUGUCUAGACUUUUUUUUGUGAAGUAAUAGAAAGAGAUUGGCUGAGUUUGGCUGGCCCAGACUGAAACUCGUACAAGCAGGGUUACCUGUCGGGGUUAUUCGUUGGUAGUGUUUCUUCUCUCUCUUUUUAAUAACCAGAGAUAACUUAUUACUGAGCUAUCUUUGGUUUUCAUCUUUGACUUGGGUUUUAUGUUCUGCUUCACCAUUCUCACCCUUUAUGUUUCUACCACAUGUUUAGCUUAGGGUAGAAAUGGUGUGCAUGGAAGUGGGUACCUUAUUUAAAAAGAAUAUAUGAAAUGGUGUCAGGUGUAUGUUAGGCAUUGAAGCUGAAGUUCUAUGGACUGUUUUAUCAUGUCUCAAUUUUAUACUUGUACAACGUGCUAAAUUUUAAAUUAGUAUUUGUAGAAUUUUCUCGGGAGGAAAUGUCUUUGAUUGUCUUUCAUGUUUAUUUAUUGUUGUUUUUUUUCUGUAUAGGUCUAUUGUGAAAAUUAGAAUUAGAUUUUAUUCCAAUGUUAAAAGCUUCACUGCAAGUAAACCCCUCACCCAUUCGCAUUGUACCUCUUGGUUCGGUACUCUUUGUUUCUGUUACUGGAUCUUGUUUUACAGAGACUGGUUCAGUUGGGAACUUACAGAAUUCCUGGGUCAACUGUUCAGUUUGUUUUAUCUCUGUGAUAAGUUGUCGGUACGUUUUUGUUGUGUCGUUUGCUGGCAUGGAGGCAUUGAAGCAUAGUGGAGUUCUCGUAAAAGUCACCUCAUUUAGUUAUAUUGUUCAUAUAUUGUGGCUGAUAAACAGGGUUUGGUUUGGCAAACAGUUGCUGCUGAACCCUACUACCUCAUGACAGGGUUUGCUCUUUACUGUUCAAAAAUCUGUAUACAAGAGCCUUUUUAUACUUAAAAAAAAAUACCUACAGAAAUUUUGUAUCAAUGUAUCCUAAUCUUUGAGGCUGAAGUGAGGCACUGCGUGAGUUGCCGAGUCACACCAACAGCGACUUAAUUUUCCUCUUGCCAUGCUCUUGUGUUGUAAGCUGUUGGUUUUUCAGCCUCUAUCACUAGUGGGUGAUUAUUUGCUUAUUUUUAUUUUCAAUUACGAGCAUUUUUGUUGUUUUUGUUGUAGUUUGCAAAUUUUCAAAAAUAUGUGAUUGGCUGUAUUGUGUAUUUUCUUCACUAUCCCUUGACAAACUCAGGAGUAAGUGUCAAUGUUUCAAUGUAAAUAUUGAUUAAUUUUAUUUUUCAUCAACGAAUAUUUAAGAAUUGUUGGGGCAUUCUGCUCAUGUUAUGGCUUUUGGAUGAAGGAUUGUCAAAAUGUGGAAGGACAAAAGUUACUCAAAACAUUGCGGGUCUCUGCCAAUAAACGCUGAAGAAGAAAAAACUAUAUUCAAAA